UAUUCCUUGUGUCUCAAGUUAAUUCGCCUAUCAAAUCUUUUCUUAAACAAGUAGUAGAACAGGACUUGUUCAGCGAUGGUGAGCUCGUACAUUAAUGUUGACCCUUCGAAUUCGAAUAAGUCUAGAUUUCUAUAUAAACGAUACAAUAAUCCCUACUCUACUCUGUCCAGAGAUCGAAAGGGCAAACGACGAUCAAUGUCGAUGAAGCUUCACAAGUCUCUGGCCAUCAUUCUUGCAGCAGUUUUCUUUUUGCUCAGAACUGCAAAUCAGGCUUCUGGCCAAGAAGUCGAGGAUGAAAGGGAAUUCAGCUACGAGCGAGGCAGUGACAUAGGGCCGGAGCACUGGGGGGAGAUCCACCGGGAGUGGGCGACGUGCGGCGCGGGGCAAAUGCAGUCCCCAAUCGACCUAGCCAACAACCAAGUGCGAGUGGUCGCCGGCCUCAGCCAGCUGCGCCGGGCUUACGGCCCAGCCAAGGCUGCCAUGAGAAACCGUGGUCAUGACAUUGAGAUAAAAUGGGAGGAAGGUGGAGGAGGGAUGUGGGUAAAUGCGACCUACUACGUGCUGAGGCAGGCCCACUGGCAUUCUCCAUCAGAGCACACUAUCAAUGGCAGCAGAUACGCACUCGAGUUGCAUUUGGUGCACCAGAGCAGGGACAACAAGACUGCCGUGGUCGGAAUCGUGUACACCAUCGGCCGACCGGACUCGUUCAUUACGAGGAUGGAAGAAUUCAUCAGGAGAGCAAGCGACAUGGGAGGAGAAGAAGAAGAGGUGCAAUUGGGGAUCGUAGACGCGAGUGCGAUAAGCAUGGGAAGCAGCCGCAACAGCGAGGAGUAUUACAGAUAUAUGGGAUCGUUAACCACACCUCCCUGCACAGAAGGUGUCACUUGGACCAUUAUCAAACAGGCGAGGACGAUUUCAUUGGAACAGAUACAGCUACUCAGAGAGGCGGUGGACAAUGAGACGAACGCGAGACCGACACAGCAAACCAACAACAGAACGAUUGCCUUGUUUAAGCCUGCAAAGUUCCACCUUUGAGAGGAGAAGCACGUGCUACAUCGAAGAAGACAUUUAUUUAUUCAUUUAUUUUGUUUUUUUUUACAAUAAACAGUUGUUGGGAUAAAUAAAUUUUAAAAGUAAUAAUAUGUUUUAAUGGUGCUUUUGUUCUGCAAAAUA
Messenger RNA from Zingiber officinale, 1173 nucleotides. Its product is annotated as alpha carbonic anhydrase 7-like. Gene Ontology annotation, molecular function: zinc ion binding; carbonate dehydratase activity. The coding region runs from base 76 to 1035 and encodes 319 amino acids. The record is from RefSeq and is a predicted model, not a curated record. NCBI's taxonomy places the organism in Eukaryota, Viridiplantae, Streptophyta, Magnoliopsida, Zingiberales, Zingiberaceae. The transcript is spliced from 7 exons.